Molecule: messenger RNA, 809 nt
Organism: Rhea pennata
Lineage: Eukaryota; Metazoa; Chordata; Aves; Rheiformes; Rheidae
Gene: HSPB1
Product: heat shock protein family B (small) member 1
Exons: 3
Coding region: 56-649 (197 amino acids)
Biological process (GO): response to heat; protein refolding; negative regulation of apoptotic process
Cellular component (GO): nucleus; cytoplasm
Source: RefSeq, a predicted model, not a curated record
CCCGGCGCCGCCCCGGCAGCAGCCGCAGCCCCGGCAGCCCUCAGCGCCGCGCAACAUGGCCGAGCGCCGCGUGCCCUUCACCUUCCUGCGCAGCCCCAGCUGGGACCCCUUCCGGGACUGGUACCACGGCAGCCGCCUCUUCGACCAGUCCUUCGGGAUGCCCCACAUCCCCGAGGACUGGUACAAGUGGCCGAGCGGCAGCGCCUGGCCGGGCUACUACCGGCUGCUGCCCGGGGAGAGCCCGCUGGUGCCGGCGCUGGGCUCGGCCUACGGCCGGGCGCUCACCCGCCAGCUCAGCAGCGGCGUCUCCGAGAUCCGCCAGACCGCCGACAGCUGGAAGGUCACCCUGGACGUCAACCACUUCGCGCCCGAAGAGCUGGUGGUCAAGACCAAGGAUAACGUCGUGGAGAUAACCGGGAAACACGAGGAGAAGCAGGAUGAACAUGGCUUCAUCUCCAGAUGCUUCACCCGAAAAUACACCCUCCCGCCCGGCGUCGAAGCCACGGCCGUGCGCUCCUCGCUCUCGCCGGACGGCAUGCUCACCGUGGAAGCGCCCCUGCCCAAGCCGGCCAUCCAGUCCGCCGAAAUCACCAUCCCCGUCACCAUCGAGAGCCAAGGCAAGAAAGCAGAGGAACCGGCCAAGAAGUAGCUGGCCCCGAGGAGCAGGGAGAGAAAGUGCUGCCUGCUGCCGCUGCCCUGCACACAGUAGCUGCUCACGCCGCCCCCCGCUUUGAUCCUCCUUUUUAUUCUUUAUUUUGUACUCACCCCGUCACUGAGUGUCUCAAAUAAAUGGGAAGAAAAAAGUAGAA